UUAUCUUUUUAUCUUAUCUUUUAUUUUCAGAAUUAACCAAUUUAGACUUAUUUACUGGAUUUUGUUCUACAGUUUACUAAUUUCCCAUGUUUGUUAUGGAAGUGCAAUGGAUCAAAGACAAAAGCCUCGCCAUAACUCCAAACCAAUCAGGCAGAGGGAUGCACAGACUGAUGAAAUCCUAUUUUUCAUGGGUGCAGAUGUUUUACUGUGGAUUUUCCUGAUUUGUUUUUACUUACGCAGAGAGCUGAGUUUCUGCGUUUUUCUCUGGCUGAUUACUGUUAAAAUUGGAGACAUCAUAGUACCCUCCUGGGGCUUAGUGUCCAAUAUGUUCCAUGAUGUCUACAGGAUCUUCUUUUCAAGCAAAGUUAACCCAACAGAGGCUGAGCUAGAAGCCGUCCAGAGAGUUAGUAGAGUACUAAUCCUUUGCCUCAGCAAUGCUAUGGUGAUUUUUGUGAGCAUUGUUGGAUUACGUCUGUGGAGCAAGGUGACUAUAAGGCAACUGAUAAAUACUGGCCGAACUGUCAUGCAGUUUAUAUCAGCAACAGUUUCUGACUUGUACGAUAUAUACACGGUAAAGGAGGCAACCAACAAAGAAGCAAAAACAGUCAAACCAAAGAAAACUGGCAAAAAGAAAUUCAAAAAAGUAACAUUUAACCUAGUACCACAAAUCAUAGAUGACCUGGAGCCAGAAAAUUCUGCUCAAGAUAUUGAGGAGCCAAUAAAGUCAGUCCAGGAGAUUGUAGAGCCAGGAGACUCUUCUGAGAAGACAGUGGCCUCAUUAUAUCCUACAAUUAUAGAUAUCAGGCAGAAAAUGAUCCUUGUGGAUGGUCUUUCACAAGGGAACAGUGUGGCUGGCCAUACAGAAAUUCCCUGUAUGAGGAGUGGCUCUGACUAUAAUACGGAUAUGAAUAACAGUGUUCUGCCUUCAGUGCCCACUGUGAGCCAGGCAGCAGUAGAUGUCCCUAUGAAUGUGAAGAAGAAGAACAGCUUCUCAAGAUUCAUACAAAGUCUCAGGGACAGAGCCACCAGGUCAAAUAAGAAGAGCAGAAAGUUGAAGAAAAACAAAAUUAUCUUCAAUCUAACAUCAUGUUUCCGGUGCCACUCGGUAGAAUCUGAUACCCCAUAG
This is a messenger RNA of Xenopus laevis (African clawed frog), 1126 nucleotides long. RefSeq lists its product as uncharacterized. The record is from RefSeq and is a predicted model, not a curated record. Lineage: Eukaryota; Metazoa; Chordata; Amphibia; Anura; Pipidae. The coding region runs from base 107 to 1126 and encodes 339 amino acids. The transcript is spliced from 2 exons.